AUGUCUUCAACAAUUCCACGUAUUGCUGUUCGGCAAGUUGCCAGAUUUUCAAAUCACAACAAUCCAUUUAUGACCACACAAACCAGCGCUGAACAAACUGUGGAAGGUGAUCACGCCGUACCUUCGGUAAAACCAACAAUAACUGAGGACGUGUCGCAGCAACAGCAAGGCUCAAACUUCUCAAUAACGAAAUUCUUUCAGAUGUCCUGGACUGAUAAUGAAUCUCUGGAUCAAAUAUUAAUCCGAAAUAUCCGCAGAUUAAUGGAGGAAGAAAGAGAUCGUCAGAUAGCGUUUGAACGAAUGUGUCAGACUCGUUUGAAUUACUAA
Molecule: messenger RNA, 327 nt
Organism: Necator americanus (New World hookworm)
Lineage: Eukaryota; Metazoa; Nematoda; Chromadorea; Rhabditida; Ancylostomatidae
Exons: 3
Coding region: 1-327 (108 amino acids)
Source: RefSeq, a predicted model, not a curated record